This is a messenger RNA of Dermatophagoides pteronyssinus (European house dust mite), 2571 nucleotides long. RefSeq lists its product as uncharacterized. The record is from RefSeq and is a predicted model, not a curated record. Gene Ontology annotation, cellular component: membrane. Gene Ontology annotation, molecular function: protein binding. NCBI's taxonomy places the organism in Eukaryota, Metazoa, Arthropoda, Arachnida, Sarcoptiformes, Pyroglyphidae.
CAAUAAUCAACAACAGAAUCCGAAUAUAACCUAUAAUGAUUUAUUUCGUCAACAUGAUCAUAUCAUCAAUACGAAUAAACAUUAUAAUGAUGCAACUGUUUGUAUACACAGAUUAUGUGUAAGACAAAAUGGCCAUCCACAGCCAUCAUCCGGUGUUGAAAUAUGUUAUAAUGAUAAAGGUGAUAUGGUUAAACAUGGUGAACAAUAUGUUCCACUUGGAAUCGAUACCUGUACACAGUGUACAUGUAUGCAUGGAAAAGCAGAAAUGUGUAUAUCGGUAUUAUGUUCUCCACCAGAAAAUUGUCGACGUUAUCAUGAAUUAACAAAUAAAUGCUGUGAAUUUUUAUGUAUCGAUGGUGGAAAUGGAAAUGAAAUAAUAAAUUCAAAUAAUGGCAAUAGUGAUAUGGCUAUACGAAUGAUAAACACCGGUACUGGCCAUCAUUAUCAUUCAAACAAUUUCAAUGGUGGAUUACAGAAUGGUUUGCGUUUUCUUGGCAAUAAUAACAAUAAAACUGCCAUAUUGACAAAAGGCGAAACGAAAACAUUCCAUUCAAUUCCAACAUCUAAUCUUGGUUUACGAUUAAUCACUAGUACUGUCACAUCGUUUUUAAUUCUUGCAUUAUUAUUAUUCAUGAUUCAUCGAUUACGUCAACGUCGUCUUCUGAUGAUGAUCCGACGUUUACAAAAUCGUCGGCUUAAUCAUAUGAAUGCCAGUAAUUCUGGCCAUCAUCUUCCUCCACCACCUCCUCAUUGUAAUGAUCCUUCAGGUUAUGGUGUCGAUCAAUUGGUCACAACACCGAUGCGUUUAUUCGGUCUAGGUGGUCAUUCAUCUAUUAAUGGACCAUUUGGUCCUUUUGAUUUGAUGGGACCUGGUUCGAUUGAACCACCCCCACCAUAUACAUUUUGGAAACCUCCAUCAAUGCCUGCUCAAUGUAUUGAACAACAACAGCAACAACAGCAAUUUCCUAGUUUAACCGAGACAAAUGACCUUUCGCCUGUUCAACCCUUACCAAAUGAAGCUCCGCCAAGCUAUGAAGAGUCAAUCCAAGUCAGUAACAGCAACAUUGCUAUGUCAAAUGCAGCCCUUAUUAUUGGUUGUCAACAAUCUUCAUUAUCGCAACAGUUUAGCAACACUCAAUCAUCAAAUCAUCACAAUGAAAUCAUCAAUGUUUUGGACCAUCAGCCAUCAUAUUCGGGGUAUGUUAUGACACAAUCUCAACCACAAAAUUGGUUAACGACGACAACGACAACACCUCAUAAUUCAAUAAUUCGAUCAAUAAAUUUGCCUCAACAGUCUAUAAUUGAAAAUCAGCCAAUGGAUCAAAUACAGCAGACAUUUACCAAACAAAUAAGCCAUUCAAAUAAUUCAUCCGGUAACAGAGCGAAUACACAUGCUCAUCAUAAUAAUCGUUAUUAUCAGCCGAAUAACUUAAUUCAUCAUAAUAGCAUCAUAGCGACGGAUAUUAAACCUCUUCCUGUUUGUUAUAGAGGACAAUCUUUAAAUGUUGAUCCACAGAUUCGACAUUGUGUUCCGAAUCCACCCGCAACUAUGCGAAAUAAUCUUUUCUAUCCACAGAGAUUGAUCUCACAUUUAGCUUCAUCAUUGGCAUCACAUAAUGAUCUUUCACAAUCACAACCAUCUGGGCGAUCAACAUCCACUGAUCAAUAUAUAACACGAUUACAUGUUGAACCACCAAUUUCCAAUCAAACAUCAGUCAAUUAUGGCCGAACAAUGAUAAUGCCUGUAAAUAAUAAUUCCCAACAAACUCACGAAACAUCAACCUUACGAACACAUUUUCCAAAUGCUCGAUCAACAAUGUUACAGCAGCCGCAAUCAUCAAUAAUGUCACGAUGCAUUUACAACAAUAACAGUAUUCAUCAACAGCAACAACAAACGCAAAAUCAUUCUCAAAUUACGAAUAAUCAAUUAUCUACUAAUCAUCAUUGUUCAACAACGAUGAUAAAUAAUAAUAUUAACGAAUCAUCAAAAGAAAAGAUUAUUCAAAAUGAUUCGAUAAAUUCGCCAUCAUCAUCAUCGGAAUCAUUAUCCCAAUGUACAAUUGUUCGAAAGCCAAUUGAUGUAAAUCAAACCGGAGCAACCAUUGAACAAUCAUCCUCAAGACAAUCAAUAAUAUCUAAUCAACAAUCACAUAGCUCACAUCAUCAUCAUAAUUUGAAUCGUCAUCGAAAAAAAUCUAAAUCAAAUCAAGAUUCAAGUAAUCAAACCAUGACAUCAAAUUAUUCCUCACCAUCUUCUUCUUCUUCCUCAUCAUCAUUAUCAUCAUCGUUGGCCAAUUCAUAUUCGGAUGAUGGUAGUUCACCAUCGACAAGAAUAUCAGCUUCAUCAUCAUCUUCAUCAUUGUCUUCAUCAAGAACGAACAACACGAUGAUGACAACUACGACGACCACCUCAACGACAACGAAUCAUAAUAAUAAUACUGUAAUUCAAGUUAAAGUUGAUACGAUCAGUCAUCUAUAAUAAUGUCAAAUUAAUUUAGUUUGUUUUUUUUCGUUAUGUCAAUUGCCAACAUUUUUUUUCUGGCCAAAAUUGUGAUUGAAUAAUAAUUUUCU